CACUGGGCGGCUGGAGGCCAGAAAUGUGCCGUACACUGAAUCGUAGCGACAACAGUAGGAUUCAACACGCCCUCGGUCCAUCAUGUCAAGUCCCAGUUCAAGCCUAGAGGGUCACCUGACCCCCGUGUUCUUCUUCUCCCAUGGCUCGACGAUGAUGCUCGGCGAGGAGUCCGAGUCGGCCACCUUUUGGAAAAAGGCAGGCGACGAGGCGCUCGCGAGGGGCAUCAAGGGUGUCAUCAUGAUGGGCGCGCACUGGGACGCCCUCGGCGACUCGCGCAUCGACGUGGCGACCAACCCGAACCCGGGCAAGUCCCCCGUCGCCUUCGUCCACCCGUCCAAGUACGCCGACUACAAGCUCAACUCGGACCUGGCCACGGCCCCGCGGUGCCUAUCACUCCUCCGCGCCGCCGGCUUCGACGCCCGCGCCAACCCGACCUUUGACUGGAUCCACGACACCUACCUCAUCCUGAUCCGCAUGUUCCCCGCGGGCUGCCCGCCCACGGUCCUCGUGUCGGCCAACGCGCGCUACGACCCGCACGAGCACCUGGCCGUGGGCGCGGCGCUGCGCCCGCUCCGCCGCGAGGGCUACCUGCUCGUCGGGUCCGGCGGCGCCGUGCACAACCUGUACCGCAACGUGUGGGCGCCCAUGGUGCGGUUCCGCGACAACUUUGCCCAGGAGCGCCCGCCCGAGCCCUGGGCGCUCGAGUUCCGCCAGGCCGUCGAGGACGUGGUGCGCGGCAGCGGCGGCGGCGGGCCGAGGCUGCGGAGGGCGGCGGCGCGGCUGUUCAAACACCCGCGGUUUCGGGACGCGCACGCCACCGACGACCACUUUGUGCCGCUGCUGUUCGUGGCGGGUGCCGUUGGGGAGGAGGAGGACGAGGGCGCGCCGGGGAGGCUGGUGGCUGAGACGUGGGAGCUGAGCAACAUGUGCAACAGCCAGUUUAUGUUUGGGCAGUGGCCGGGGGAGCAGGUUGGGGCUUGUUAAGGGUUAUUCGCGCCGUCAAAAGUCACAAAGAGAGGACAGAUAGCAUGGUGAAUUUGAC
This is a messenger RNA of Gaeumannomyces tritici R3-111a-1, 1043 nucleotides long. RefSeq names its product aromatic ring-opening dioxygenase. Bases 83 to 985 code for a protein of 300 amino acids. Lineage: Eukaryota; Fungi; Ascomycota; Sordariomycetes; Magnaporthales; Magnaporthaceae. The record is from RefSeq and is a predicted model, not a curated record. Gene Ontology annotation, molecular function: zinc ion binding; oxidoreductase activity, acting on single donors with incorporation of molecular oxygen; ferrous iron binding. The transcript is spliced from 2 exons.